CGCAUCGCACGCAGUGACACGAAAGCGCAACAGCUGUCGGCGUAAAACAACGCGCUUCGUGUGCUGUGCAACGUAACUCGCGUUCUGGUCGUCGGCAGUUCUCCGCACCGUUUCACGUCUGAACGGAGGCUGGUUGGUGUUUUUGGACUAGAUCAUCCGUCAAAUUCGAAGGGUGACAAAAUGUUGGUGAGCAACGCCAUCCAGCUUACAGUAUUCAUGGUAGCUGUUUUAUGGAAAAACGAAGCCGAAGCGGCGACAAAAGCAUCUGUCAAGUUCUGUGGUCGCCACCUGAGUGAGAUCAUGAGCAGAGUCUGUCACGCAUACAACGGUCCUUCAUGGGACGUUCCUACAGUUGAACAACCCGGUGGGUUGCUUCGACGAAAACGGCAACUUGGCAUCGCCGACGAGUGCUGCUUAAUGGGCUGCACUUGGGAACAAUUAAGCGAAUAUUGUUCUAUUAUUGCAUAUUCAGAAUCGCCAUUAGAAGAUUUAGAAUCUCACGUAAUCGCAGAUCGUUCGGCGGAACAGGAGAACCUAGCGGCUGGUGCUAAAACGACGACUACAACGACGACACCGGCUGUGGUAGGCAGUGAUGAGCACGUGCACGUUCGAGGCGAAACGGGACUCGCAUCGAGUCACGGGUACGGGCGGGCCAGAGGACGCCGCUGUUGGUGCCGGCGCAAGAGGCGCUCGGGCCGACGGCGAGCCUCCCUCGUGGGUAACAUGGCGAUCAUAAAAAAUGCAGUUCGCGCCGCUCCCGUCGUGGGCACCGUGUCACCUCUGAUUACAUGGGGCAGAACCCUCAACACGGACCUACCGCGACCGGACAAUGACAGAUACGCUUACGUCGUCUACACGUAAAUAUUGAACCUUGCUUUCGCAUGCAAGAUAUGUUAUCUAAUAAAAGCUGGAUUAUUCGACCUAUAAUUCAACUUUUCCUAUAAUAGUAAUAAUAUUUCUACAUAAUAUUAUUUAACCUACACAUUAUGUUACAUUACAGAUAUUAAAACGUUUUAUGCGUAGGUAUAAUAACUGAAAGUGUUCAAUCAAAAUACCUGAUUAGUAGGUAAAUCUUAAAUUCAUAAAAUUAUUAUAUUCAGCCUUGAAAGACUAUACUAUAAAGUAAAAUUAAAAGUGUGGAUAUAGUAGCAUGGUAUGAACUUAAAUAAUCUGUCAUGAAAUCAUUGUUAGUAAAUCAAUUUAUUGUAAACGUAAUAUACUAAGUACUACGUUUACAAUCCAAGUAAUAGGUACAAAUUUACUAGGUGUCUAUUUUAUUUAUAACGAAAUAUUCAUUCUCACAAUUCACUUUAAUUUAUUGCAUAUCCCCAUUUUAGUCUAAAAAUUAUUCACAAUAACUCGAGAUGAAAGGAUUAUAUUGAAUUGUUUAAAAGUGAAUAAACUAGUAAAGCGUUUAAAAAUGUAGUUUGUAGUAGGUAAUUAUACUUCAUAUAUAUAUAGAACUUAGCUUAAAGGACACAUUAUAAAAGACUAUGUAAUAAAAGUAGAUUUCUACAAACAUUUUUUACAUCCCCAAAUUAAUAAUUGGACACAAAGUAUAGGACGACACUAUUCAUCAUUUCACAUAAAGGCUGUCGAAAACAUUUAUUUAUAUUUCUACCAUUUAAGAAUUGAAGAUCUCUAAAAUAUCUGUGAUAAACCACACUCGAGAAUCAUUAUUUUGUAUUGUAGUUUUAUCUGCGUACCAGUGUUUUUUGUCUAUUUUCUUUAUGAGUGUCUGUGUAACCUUAGAUUAUUUAUAAUGAAUGUAAUUUUAUGACCAUGUAUGGAUACUAUAAUAAAAUUUUA
Molecule: messenger RNA, 1809 nt
Organism: Bombyx mandarina (wild silkworm)
Lineage: Eukaryota; Metazoa; Arthropoda; Insecta; Lepidoptera; Bombycidae
Cellular component (GO): extracellular region
Molecular function (GO): hormone activity
Source: RefSeq, a predicted model, not a curated record